CCUCAACCCCUCAGCUUAUCACCAAACACAAAACCCUAAAUUAGAACCAGCGGAGUAGCUCCAAGCAGGUCAACGAUGAACGCUUCAACACCAAACCUCCUAGAGGAAGCCCUCGCCGGCGACGAAAGCCUUUCCAGUCCCACAAGGCGCGGCCGAGUGGUGGUGAUCGAGGACUGCGUGGAGACUAACGGCGGAUUCCUGCUCCACCACUUCAUCAAACGCGCUCUCUCUCCCACCUCAUCCGACGUCGUCGUUUUUCUGGCACUGGCGCAGCCUUUCUCGCACUACGACCGCAUUCUCCGCAAAAUGGGUUGCAACUUAGGUGUACAUAGGGAUAGUAAAAGAUUCAUAUUUCUGGACGUGCUCAUGAUGGAGUUUACAGAUGGAGGGGAAUCUAUUGAAAAUGGACUGCUUGCUUUAUAUGGAAAAAUACAGAAAGCAGUGGAAGCUUCUUAUACGUCCACAGGCUCUAGAAACAUAACCGUCAUGAUUGAUGAUGUAUCGCAGAUUGAAGUAGCUGUCAAUGGCUCAUCAAAUCAUGUAUUAGAUUUUCUGCAUUAUUGCUACACUUUGACAACAGAGUUUGGUUGUUCGCUUGUGACCCUUAAUCAUGAAGACAUCUAUUUGAGCUCAGAUAAGCCCGGACUGAUUCUGCAAAUGGAACACCUGGCAGAUGUGGUGAUAAAGACAGAACCUUUGACGACCGGAUUGGCAACUGAUGUGCAUGGACAGUUGACAGUUAUAAAUAGGGCAGUAAGUUCUGGCUCAAGAAGCGUUAGGGCCAAAGUCCAUAAUUUCCACUUCCAAGUUAAGGAAAGUGUUGUAGAGUACUUUUAUCCCGGGAGUCGGAAUUGAAGUAAUGACAAAUUUGCCAAUUGAGUUUAGUCAGGGGGGUCGUCGGUGGCGGGAUUCCGAUCAAUUUACAGUAGGUACUAGGUAAUAUAACUAUCUGUUGUGUUUAACCCAAUAUUUUAUGUAUCAAAGUUGGUCCCAGAAUUAUAAAUCCAUCAUACAUAUGAAAGAUGUUUCCUAGUUUGAAUAGUAGUAGUAGGUAUGUUUUUUUCUGCAAGCAUGCAUGUUAGUGUUUCAACAUGUAAGAUUUUAGUUUUAUUACCCGUUUGCUUUGGGAGAACAUUUACGGAGAUUAAUGGACGAAUGAUGAUUGAAUUAGAAAAACUCUCCCGUCUAAUUAAACAGAAAAUUACUUACGGGUGGCGCGAGUUUUGUCGAAAUAACUCUCAGAUGUCUGAAUGGUUAAGAGAUUUGUCUCUGAAUGGUUAAGUAUUAUACAGAGUCUGAAUGGUUAAGACCUCUUAUCUGAAUUGAUCAGACAUUUGCCUCUGAAUAGUUAAGCAAUAUACUAGCUCUUAAUGGUUCAGACCUCUUACUGGUUCAGCACUUAAUGGUUCAGACUGUUUGUUUCAGCCUCUUAAUGGUUCAGAUGUCUGAAUGGUUAAGAGAUUUGUCUCUGAAUGGUUAAGUAUUAUACAGAGUCUGAAUGGUUAAGACCUCUUAUCUGAAUUGAUCAGACAUUUGCCUCUGAAUAGUUAAGCAAUAUACUAGCUCUUAAUGGUUCAGACCUCUUACUGGUUCAGCACUUAAUGGUUU
Molecule: messenger RNA, 1608 nt
Organism: Cuscuta campestris
Lineage: Eukaryota; Viridiplantae; Streptophyta; Magnoliopsida; Solanales; Convolvulaceae
Source: the annotation of a GenBank genome assembly